Molecule: messenger RNA, 1095 nt
Organism: Puma concolor (puma)
Lineage: Eukaryota; Metazoa; Chordata; Mammalia; Carnivora; Felidae
Gene: HPX
Product: hemopexin
Biological process (GO): intracellular iron ion homeostasis; heme transport
Molecular function (GO): heme transmembrane transporter activity
Source: RefSeq, a predicted model, not a curated record
AUGUGGAGGUGCACAGUUAAAAAUAGAGUGAUUUAUAUGCAGGGGGACAAAGUCUGGGUGUACCCUCCGGAGAAGAAAGAGAAAGGAUAUCCUAAGUUGCUCCAAGAAGAGUUUCCUGGAAUUCCAUCCCCAGUGGAUGCAGCUGUGGAAUGUCACCGUGGGGAAUGCCAAGAGGAGGGUGUCCUCUUCUUCCAAGGUAACCACACAUGGUUCUGGGACUUGACUACGGGAGCCACAAAGGAGCGUUCCUGGCCGGCUGUUGGGAACUGCUCCUCUGCCCUGCGAUGGCUCAGCCGCUACUACUGCUUCCGGGGUAACCAAUUCCUGCGCUUCAACCCCGUCACGGGAGAGGUGCUUCCAAAGUACCCUCUGGAUGUUCGAGACUACUUCAUACCCUGCCCUGGCAGAGGCCAUGGACACAGGAAUGGGACAGGCCAUGGGAAUGGUACCCACCCUGGCCAUAGGGAUGUGCGCUGUGGCCCAGAUCUAGUCUUAUCUGCACUGCUGACUGACAACCAUGGUGCCACGUAUGCCUUUAGUGAGUACCACUACUGGCGUCUGGACACCAGCCGUGAUGGGUGGCACAGCUGGCCCAUUGCCCAUCAGUGGCCCCAGGGUCCUUCAACAGUGGAUGCUGCCUUUUCCUGGGAUGAUAAACUUUACCUGAUUCAGGGCACUCAGAUAUAUAUCUUCUUGACUAAAGGAGGCUAUACUCUAGUAGAUGGUUAUCCAAAGAGGCUGGAGAAGGAAUUUGGGAGCCCUCAUGGGAUCAACCUUGAGGCUGUAGAUGCAGCCUUUACUUGUCCUGGGUCUUCUCGGCUCCACAUUAUGGCAGGACGGAAGCUGUGGUGGCUGGACCUGAAGUUAGGAGCCCAAGCCACAUGGACGGAGCUUCCUUGGCCCCAUGAGAAGGUUGAUGGGGCCCUGUGUAUGGAAAAGUCCCUUGGCCCCAACUCAUGUUCUGCCAACGGCCCUGGCUUGUACCUCAUCCAUGGCCCCAAUUUGUACUGCUACAGUGAUGUGGAGAAACUGAACACAGCCAAGACCCUACCCCAGCCCCUGAGAGUGGACAGCCUCCUGGGCUGCAGUCAUUGA